CUUGGAGGGCUUUAGGACCAUGUCAGCAGCGCGCGUCGUGUCGUAAUGGACAGAGCGACGUACAGCACAUAACAUAAAAGACAGCAAUGGCACAGACAGGCUUUGGGCGAAGAUACUUGAAAGCGUUUGUUAGCGGUUUCUUUGUAGCCGUCCCCGUCACAGUGACUGUUUUAGAUCGUCUCGCCUAUGUAGCACGCGUGGAAGGUGCCUCCAUGCAGCCAUCUUUGAAUCCAGACGGAGGGAUGUCACCUGAUGUUGUGCUCCUUAACCGAUGGAGUGUGAGAAACUACCAGGUGCAGCGAGGAGAUAUUGUGUCACUUCUGAGCCCAAAGAAUCCUCAGCAGAAGAUCAUCAAACGAGUCAUUGGGGUUGAAGGUGACUUCAUCAAGACUCUGGGAUAUAAAAACCGUUAUGUAAGAGUUCCAGAUGGACAUCUGUGGAUUGAGGGGGAUCAUCAUGGCCACAGUUUUGACAGCAACACAUUUGGACCGAGACCAGGCCAGAACAUACAGUGGUGUGUGAGAUGUAUUCACCGGAAGACCGUCAGGUCAUAUAUCACUAAGCAAAUAUUCUUGUUGGAUGUUUCAGGCAAUUGCUUUCGCUUUUGUCACUGCAGACUGCAGUGUUACCUUCACUUGAUGUAUGAUGCACCAAGAUGUGUGUGCUUGUUUGUGUGUGUGUGUAAGGAAGAAAAGUCUGUCCUUUUUUCACUUUAUGGCUUUUCAAGACAAUCUAUGCACCAUUUAGAUAUUUCUCAGAUUGUAGAUUGAUCCAUAGAGUCAACAUAAAAUAAAACUGACCCUAUUUACUUUAAUGCACAUUUCUGCUCUUAUCGUGAAUAAUUCAUCAGUGUAUGUUAUUAAAAACAUUACCUUUUGUAUUCUUUACUUAAAAUCUGAUAACUUGCUCUUCAUCUGGAUUGACUUUCCUUUUCCGCUGACAUCUCUUAAUGUUAACCAUUAACCAAGUAGCGAUUUAGGUAUUCUAGCAAACGUUCAUGUCUGGCUCCUUUCAGGUAUGUAACACCCAUUUUUCACCACCCAAACAAUUCUCGAUGUAUAAAAUUAGUCCCACCCUACAUUUUGUAAGUAAAAUUAGUUUCAAACAGCAAUUCACAUUGUCUUCAAUUCUGUAUAGACAUUAAAUUGCGUUGUUUGAAAUAUUUUAAUUCUGAAAUACUGACAUGACUCCAACAUUUGGCAAAGCACUGAUUGUGAGUCAGGUCACAAAAUCCUGACUGUUCUUGAGCCUAUAUAUUUUUUAUUUUGUUUCAUUUAUUUUUUGUCCACAAAACACUGUAAAAUGUCACACAUUUGAUUCAAUUCGGGCUUAAGCCUUCAAGACCGGCCUUAGUAAGGGUCUACUCAAAGAUCACAGACACCAGUGCUUGUACAUAAUGCUUUCAACUGAUACUAAGAUUUUGUCAUGCUGUUAAACCAAAUGAUCCAAAUGGUCCAUAUCAUCCCCCAUGGGUGAUUUCAUUAUCACCCCUUCAAAUUCUUCCAAACCCCGCAGAUAUUUACAAUAACCUCUAAAUCGAAAUGUUUGGGAGCUUGCUGGAAUCUCUCCCACAUCCCUCUAGCUAUGAAAUGCAACACGGUACUACUCUCUUCGAGCUAGAGAUAUAUUGCUUUGUAUUCAGUAAAUUAAAAGAGCAUCUGCAUGGGGCCUGGGUAGCUCAGCGAGUAAAGACGCUGACUACCACCCCUGGAGUUCGCGAGUUCGAAUCCCAGGGUGUGCUGAGUGACUCCAGCCAGGUCUCCUAAGCAACCAAAUUGGCCCAGUUGCUAGGGAGAGUAGAGUCACAUCGUGGUCGCUAUAAUGUGGUGCGCUCUCGGUGGGGUGCGUAGUGAGUUGUGUGUGGAUGCCACGGUGGCUGGCAUGAAGCCUCCACACGCGCUAUGUCUCCGUGGGAAUGCGCUUAACAAGCCACGUGAUAAGAUGUUCAGAUUGACGGUCUCAGACGCGGAGGCAACUGAGAUUCGUCCUCCGCCACCCAGAUUGAGGCGAGUCACUACACCACCACGAGGACUUAGAGCGCAUUGGGAAUUGGGCAUUCCAAAUUGGGGAGAAAAAAAAAAGAGCAUCUGCACUGUCUAAUUCUUCUUCCAGCUGGUAUGUGCUUAAGCAAAUUGACCCAGCACUGCAGUUCUGAACGUAGCUACAAUUUACAAUUCUGCAUUUGGCAGACGCUUUUAUCCGAAGUGACUUAGGCCAGAAACAUACUUUACACAAGUACUUAUGCACAAAAUUAACACUUUCAACAAUUGCUUUUGGCAAGAAAAUAAAACGGAAAUAUUCACCAGGUGGUAGGUAGCAUUAUUAGCAACUGCAUCAUUACAUGCUUUUCAUUAAACAGUGAACAACAAUCAGAGGCUUGUUUAAUAAAGUGACGUGCACAAUUCAAAUCAAACUGUCAACAUCUGCCGCUGCUCACGCAUCUACUGUAUAAACAUAUUUUACUUCAGUGCAAAAUUUACCGUCAGAUGUUUAUCCAUGAUGCCUAAAUGUUAUUUUUUUCCUGAAAUCCAUAAGAUACAUGUGAAAUUUUCCUCACAUUAAGCCACCAAAAGAAUAUGUGAAGAAAAAAAUCAACUGAAUUUGCUUUUAGAUGCGUUGUCUAUUUAAAGAGACUGUAACAAUUUAGCAUGUGUUCUGAGUAUCAAUGUAAAUAGAACAAUUUACAGUGUAUGCAUGUAAACAAUAAACAUGUAACAAAUAUAUAUGCAAAAUAACAAAUGCAGUUUUCAGACAUUUAUUGAUGCAAUAUAAUGACUUUAUAACCUUCACCACAGGUUAAGAGUCUGAGUGUCAUCCUUGAUAGCACCUUAUCCUUUGAAGCUCAUGUUAAUAAUAUAACUCGCUCUGCAUACUUUCAUUUACAUAAUAUUAAAUCGUUACUUCGUCCCUCACUCACAUUGAACAGUACUGCCAUUCAUUCAAGCACUGGUUACAUCAUGUAUUGAUUACUGCAGUGCUCUUCUCUCUGGUCUUCCUUCCAAACUUCAUAAACUUCAGCUUGUCCAGAACUCAGCUGCACGAAUCAUUUCUAGAACCCCCUCUAUUGAACACAUUUCACCUGUUCUUCAACAUUUGCAUUGGCUUCCGGUUAAGUACCGAAUUGAUUUCAAAAUCUUGCUUCUUACCUACAAGGCCUAAAACAAUCUUACUCCUUCAUACCUCUCUUAUCUUUUUCAUAUUUAUACACCUACUUGUACCCUCAGAUCUUCCUCGUCAGCUCUUCUUGUCAUACCACGUAUUCAUCUGAACACUAUGGGGUCUAGAGCCUUUAGUUAUACUGCUCCUCACUUAUGGAAUUCCCUUCCUCUGGACAUUCGUAACAGUGACAGUCUUCAUACUUUUAAAUCUCGUCUUAAAACUCACCUUUUUAAACAGGCUUUUUUAUGACUGUGCAUGCAUUGAGUUCAUAAUUUGUAUCUUCCAAUGUUUUAUUAUAUAUCAUAGUAUUGUUUGCUUAAUGUUGUUAUUGUUGAAGCUUUCAAGGAUGACUUUUUUGUGUUCUGUUUGUAAGGUGACCUUGUGUGUCGUGAAAGAUGCCUAUAAAUAAAAUGUAUUAUUAUUAUUAUAUGCAACCAAUUUGAUGAAAAAUGUAUAUUUUCAAAUUGUACCUAGAAGGGGUUAUCUAGAAGGUUAGAAGGUCCUUUCAUAAUUAACAGCAUGAGCUGAGAAAUAAUUUAUUUCAUAUUUAAGUUAAAUGGACAUUGUAACAAAUAGAGCUACUGUAUAUGAAUCCAUAUAGAAUAAAAUCGAAUUGAGAGAAUGUGAAUCAGAACCAAAUCAAAUCUGGAAAUACAUAACAAUACCAAGCCCUGAUUUUAAGUUAAAUUAAUCAGUGUAAAUAUCAGUUAGCAAGUUAAGACUUUCUAAAACUACCUGAGACCAAAAAAUGUCUCAGGAUAGACUGAACAACCUGGCACUCUUCUCAUUUCAGAAAUGUUAUGGUGACUUUGCCAACAAGAACUCAUAAAUGUAUGUAUGUUAAACAAACAUACAUUUAUAUAAUACAUAAUAAAUAAUUUUGUUAGUAGGGUUUGUUUUUUGUUUUGUUUUUUUAUAUAAUGUAUUGCUUGAUUAAAAUAAUAUUUACGUUUGAAAAUAAAAAGUUAUGAAUUAGUACUGUUAAAUAUCCAUCUAAAACGUUUAUACUGGAUAUUAUCCCCACUAUAAACUUGUACAGGGUCAGGGGGCCCUAAAAUAGUUUUGUACCCAGGGCCAAAAAUUUGGUGCUACGCCCCUGGCAGAGACACAAAUCUCGAAAAAUCUCCUUAAAAGUGGACAGUUCACUCUAAUGUCCAAUUUAGCGCCCCUUGCAGUAAUGUUGAGAAUGCAACAUGUGUUAUGAAUUGCAAUCUGACACAUUUUGGAACACAACAACACACUAAUCGAGUUUGAGCUAGAAGCACCUGCAUUCACAUAUUUUCGUAGAGUUGGUUUCAGCCUUUAGGGGCCAUUCAGGCCGAACAUGUCCUUACACUAAUAAAGCUUGCACAACAAAUAUAACAGAACACAGGUUUCUCAAGAUGCGUUUUUUAACUCAAAGUUUUUUAUAACUUGGUCAUGGCAUCUAAAUAACGGAGUGCUCCUGCUGGGAUGUGGAAAAAAUGGCGAGAUGUGGUGCAGCGGUCGUAGACAUUCGUUUAGCGCAUGUUUACAUAGAAAAACAAUUGAAAACCAGCCCAGACUGGACGCAAAAACGUGUUUGGUGUGAACGUCCCAUUUCACUGUACUGACAAGUAUACACUGAACAGUUUACAUGCUCCCUGGGAAUCAAACUCAUGAUCUUGGCAUUGCUAUCGCCAUGCUGUACCAGUUGAGCUACAAGAACAGGACCUCAACUGGUAGCUCAUCUCCAAACAAGAGCAAGAAUAUGUGAAAAGCCCAACGACUAUCUAUCAAAAAAUUUUCCCUCUACAUAUCAAUUAUUUAUUUAAUUUUAUGUAGUUUUUCAUGGUACUUAAAAUGGUUAAACUUUGUAGUACUAUACACCAAAGCAUGAUGAUUCUGAU
This is a messenger RNA of Myxocyprinus asiaticus (Chinese sucker), 5027 nucleotides long. RefSeq names its product mitochondrial inner membrane protease subunit 2. The record is from RefSeq and is a predicted model, not a curated record. Gene Ontology annotation, molecular function: serine-type endopeptidase activity. The transcript has 6 exons. Gene Ontology annotation, biological process: mitochondrial respiratory chain complex assembly. NCBI's taxonomy places the organism in Eukaryota, Metazoa, Chordata, Actinopteri, Cypriniformes, Catostomidae. The coding region runs from base 87 to 770 and encodes 227 amino acids. Gene Ontology annotation, cellular component: membrane; mitochondrial inner membrane peptidase complex.